UCCGCACUGGUUCAUAAGAGCCUACUCAGCUAAAUAAUAAAUAAAUGUAUUACAAAAAAAAAUAAAUGUAUUGCUCACUGCUAGUCUGCGUUUUUAGUCUUAUUCACAUUGCUCUAUGCAGAAUUCAGAAUAGCUAUUGAAUGCUUGGGGUUGAAUUUGGUUGAGGUUUUUGGGAGAUUAUGGCGACUACAGUCCUUAUAAGCACCGGGAAUUCAAUUCCUUGCCAUUUCCUCUCACCAGGAAUCAAUCAUGUAAGGACAACUGAGGCAGUUUUACCCUUCCGGUUUGGGUUCUCAAGCUGCAAAAUUUCUUGCUUCAAGAAAAAAACUGGGUUUGUUUUAUUUGCUACAAAGGGAAUAUCUUUUGAUGACAAGUUGACCAUGAAUUAUUCCCAUCACAAUUGCUCCAUCAAGGGUAAUGGAGAACCGCUAACUAGUUCAAAGGCAAUUGAAAAGAACUUAGUGAAGAAGACGGGGAAGAAAGAGUAUCAUUUGUGGAAGAAAAAAGAUUCUGCGGGCUCGGGUCAGAAGGCGCUCAAUCUUAUUAGAAUUCUUUCUGUUCUUCCUAAUGAGAAAGAGGUUGUUUAUGGAGCGUUAAAUAAAUGGAUAGCUUGGGAGACGGAGUUUCCAUUGAUUGCAGCAGCUAAAGCUUUGAGAAUCCUGAGGAAGAGGAGUCAAUGGAAACGAGUGAUUCAAGUAGCAAAGUGGAUGUUGAGCAAAGGUCAAGGAACGACAAUGGGAACGUAUGACACUCUUCUACUAGCAUUUGACAUGGAUCAGAGGGUAGAUGAAGCUGAAUCAUUCUGGAACAUGAUUUUGCAUACACAUAAGCGUUCUAUCUCAAAGCGGCUAUUUUCGAGGAUGAUUGCAUUGUAUGAUCAUCAUGACGUGAAAGAUAAGAUAAUAGAGGUAUUUGCGGACAUGGAGGAACUGAGUGUAAGACUAGAUGAAGAUACUGUCAGGAGAGUGGCUUAUGCCUUCCAGAAACUUGGCCAAGAAGAGAAGAAAAAACUUCUUUUGAGAAAAUACCAGUGCAAAUGGAAGUACGUUCACUUUAAGGGUGAAAGGAUUAGAGUGAGAAGAGAUCCAUCGGCUGACAAUGGCAGAUUAACCAACUAAAAGUGAGUGCGCCGGUUGAACAGGCCGUAGAACUUACUUAUUGGGGAGAUCACCAGGAGAAAACUUUGUUCUUGCUGGAGAGGUAUGGUUGGCUUAAUCUCUUUUAUCAGCAUAAAACUGGUGGAUUCUUCUUGUAUAGACUUUAGCUGCUCUUUAGUUUUUAAGAUGAUUUUUCCCCCUUUCCUGACUGUAUACAAUCUCAUUAUUUUAUUUUACAUUAUUUGCAUGAAGGCUGUAAUUCACUUAGAGGUUAAGGCUGGUCCAUUUGAUUUUGGGAGUGAGAUUGGGAAAGUGCUUGUUGGUUGUAGUUGCAAAGAGGCAAUAGUUGUAGUAAUUACAGUGAAGUGUUGGAAAGUGCUGAUCAUGAUUCUAACAGACAUACAGACCUAUUUUAAGUGCACUCACUCACAGAUGCAGAAUUGGUCCGCUGAUUAAUGAAAAUCGACCUGAUGCAGGCUUU
Morus notabilis is the source of this 1578-nucleotide messenger RNA. RefSeq names its product pentatricopeptide repeat-containing protein At4g18975, chloroplastic. Gene Ontology annotation, molecular function: protein binding. The transcript is spliced from 7 exons. NCBI's taxonomy places the organism in Eukaryota, Viridiplantae, Streptophyta, Magnoliopsida, Rosales, Moraceae. The record is from RefSeq and is a predicted model, not a curated record. Bases 180 to 1118 code for a protein of 312 amino acids.